AUGUCUACUAUUACAGCAUUAUCACCAAAUCAGGUGAACGAUGAAUUGCAGAAGAUGCAAGCGUUCAUCAAGAAAGAAGCAGAGGAGAAGGCUCGUGAAAUUGAGUUGAAGGCUCAGCAGGAGUACGAAAUCGAGAAGACUGGUCUGGUACGCAAUGAAACUAGUGCGAUUGACACCAAUAUCGCGGCCAGAAUGAAGAAGGCAGCUUUGAAGCAGCAAAUUGUGAAGUCCACUAUUGCCAACAAGAUGAGAUUGAAGGUGCUAGGAACUAGGGAAGAAGUGCUAGAUGAGAUUUUCGAGAAGGCCAAGGCUGAGUUGAAGAAGAUUUCUUCCAACAAGAAAGAAUACAAGCCUGUUUUGCAUGCGUUAGUCUUGGAGUCAUUGCUAAAGUUGCUUGAACCAAAGGCUGUUGUCAAGGUCAGGGAGGCUGAUGUUGAAGUUGUGAACUCUUUGUUGGAAGAGGUGACAAAGGAAUACGAGGAAAGAACCGGUAAGCAAGUCUCCCUCACCGUUUCCGAAGACUACUUGAACAAGGACAUUGCUGGUGGUGUCAUUGUUUCCAACGGUAACGGCAAGAUCGAGGUGAAUAACACUUUGGAGGAGAGACUAAAGCUUUUGAGCGAAGAAUCGCUCCCAGCUAUCAGAUUAGAGCUAUUCGGCCCUUCCAAGACCAGAAAGUUCUUUGAUUAA
Kluyveromyces marxianus DMKU3-1042 is the source of this 690-nucleotide messenger RNA. It is a transcript of the gene VMA4, whose product is annotated as H(+)-transporting V1 sector ATPase subunit E. Gene Ontology annotation, cellular component: proton-transporting two-sector ATPase complex, catalytic domain. NCBI's taxonomy places the organism in Eukaryota, Fungi, Ascomycota, Saccharomycetes, Saccharomycetales, Saccharomycetaceae. Gene Ontology annotation, biological process: proton transmembrane transport. The record is from RefSeq and is a predicted model, not a curated record. Gene Ontology annotation, molecular function: proton-transporting ATPase activity, rotational mechanism. Bases 1 to 690 code for a protein of 229 amino acids. The transcript has a single exon.